UCCAGAAGCAAAGCGAGCCUCAAGUGAAACGCGAUGGUUGAGUCCGUUUUUCUGUGUCAUUCCCUGACGACAAUUGAUUUUAUUGUUUUAGUAUAUGCAACGGCAAUAAUAAAGGAUGGUGAUGUCUUCUAUCAUCCGUUCUUCGAGUUCGCCUCAGUCAAUCUUAUCGGAGAAUAUGUGUGCAAAGGUGAAUGAUAAGUUGACUAUAAAAUGCGAUGGAAGAACAAGCAAAUUCUUCAGUUGCCAUCAUUUCUCCCAAAGCUGAAGACCAACCACCACACAUCAACAUUUGUUAUUUCAAUAUCAUUUAAAUUUUGGACAGCACAAAUAACUCAGCAAAGUGAUCCUUUCAAGGGUCCAGUUCAUGUGAUAGCAAAAGAUUGCACUUACAUAAAGAUGCGUGCUACGCUGUCAACCUUCGUGUUAAUUUGCCUUGUGGCAGCCAUUCAUUUCCAGCCAACCCAAAGCCACUUACCACCCAUCUUUAAAGAUAAAUUACUUGGAAAAGGACACAACGGAAAAGAUGCUGGUGGAACGGCCCUAGCGGCCGUGAUUUCAUCACGAAAAUUCGGCCUGGGAAUCAAAGCUGUCCUCCUCAAACCACUACUUUUAGUGGCCUUAGCAAAAAUAAAAUUUGCUCUUCUGCUCGGCAAGCCUUUAGCUCUGUUGGCUAUCAAGAAGCUUUUGCUUAAAGCAGUCUUGGGCAAGUUGUUGCUCAAAAUCCCUUUAAUUUUGCUAAAAGGCAAAGCAUUGCUGGUCAAAAUGCUGGCUCUCAAGUUUGCGCUCAUCACGAAAGGUCUUCUCGGUCUGAAAGCCCCUCUUGCCAUGCUCUUCCUUGGCGCCUGUGCAUUAGGAUCCGGUUUGGGCUUGGCACUAGCACUCGGCGCUACUCUUCAUAAGUUAAAGGACGGUUCUUACGAGGAAGAUUACAGCUAUGAGGAACCCUAUUAUCCACCUCCAAGGCCCUCCUACGGUGCUCCUCCUGCAUAUUCUUCUCCAUCAUAUCCUUCUCCAUCAUAUCCUUCUCCACCUGCUUAUCCUUCUGUUCCUGCCUAUCCUUCUCCUCCAGCUUAUCCAUCUCCGCCUGCCUAUCCUUCUCCCCCUGCGUACCGUGAAGCUUCCGAGUACUCUCCAGAUCCUACAUACUCAUCGCCGGCUGCUCAGUAUUUGUCGAGCAAUGGUGGUUCAGGCACUACUGGAAGCGAAAUAUUUUCGCAAUCAGUAGGCAUAGGAACAAACUCCGCGUAUUCCAGUUAUGCAAAUCGAAAAGUUUUAAACCGGAAGAAGCGCGAUUAUUCCCGAUUGAGUUACCUUAGCAUACCGGAGGACAGAUAUACUGAAGAAAGUGAAGAAGAAGAUGAAGAGGAGAGUAUUGAUGAGUCCCCUGAGGAUCUUCAACUUGAAUUCGAAGCAGCUCGAACAAAUGGUAACGCUUAUCUUUACAUGGCUGCCCAGUUUGAUGACCAGUCGUGUGGUCGUCGGCUAAUCUGCGAAAUCUACCAAAAGCCACAUGAGAGCCUCACUGAAGACGAAAUUCUUUUGCAAGAAAUUUUCGGGUAUCCACUGUCUCAGUUGAGUGAGGAAGAUGAAGGCACUCCAAAAGAAAUGUAUUACAGAGCCGCACAACUAGGUACUUCUUACCAGGGUCGGGCAGGUGAUAAAGUCUGUGCUCGUUUCUAUCCGGCUUGUCCACACAAUGCCGAACAGCUGAUACACAUCUUCGUCACGGAGGAUACUCACUCUAAUAACAUUGAUUCUGACAACGAGCCUUCUGCCCAUCUUCAACCACCUCAGACUAGCGUUCGCCAACCAUUUUAUCAAGCUUAUCUUUCAGGAACUACACAGUUCCAGCCAUCUAAGCCCAUUUUUAGGCCAGAUCAUCAAGAACGAACUACACUUAAAACAAACAUCUAUCAAGUUAGACAACCAAUAUCAAGGGCUACUAAUACUACGACAAAGAUUUUCCACCCAACAACAAGUUGUCUGAAUUGUUGAUGUUGAUUCUAUAAUUAAUGAACUGUGGAUCAGUAAUUUUUUUUGUAGUUGCAUUUUGAUUUUAUCUUUUAUGCUCAGCCCGCGGAUGCAACGUUGAUAUUGUCGUACAGGCUCUUCUUUCUAACAGUUUCUUCAGCUUUUACUUUGCAAUGGCUAAUGUAGGCUAAAUGUUUCGUGUUUGUUUGUAUAACUGAACUCGAAUAAAUCAGACGGUUUCUGUUA
Molecule: messenger RNA, 2217 nt
Organism: Daphnia carinata
Lineage: Eukaryota; Metazoa; Arthropoda; Branchiopoda; Diplostraca; Daphniidae
Exons: 3
Coding region: 211-1995 (594 amino acids)
Source: RefSeq, a predicted model, not a curated record